AUCUUCUCAUCACCACUCAAAACACUAGCUAGGCCUCAAUUAUUUGGUUAAUUCAAAUUAUAUUAUAUAGUUUGAUAAUAGUAUUUUCACAAUGGCUGAUCCAAGUUCAGCAUCUUCUAAGAGAAUGUGGUGUUACAUUCCUGAAAGAUUUCAACUCCAUGUGGCCAUGUUGGCCUUGCAGUUUGGUUAUGCUGGUUUCCAUGUUGUCUCAAGAGCUGCCCUUAACAUGGGAGUUAGCAAAUUUGUUUUCCCUGUUUAUAGGAACAUCAUUGCUUUGCUUCUCCUUCUUCCCUUUGCUUAUUUUUUGGAAAAGAAGGAUAGACCUCCGAUUAGUUUAAACUUCCUCUGCCAGUUCUUUUUUCUAGCACUAAUUGGGAUUACAGCAAAUCAAGGAUUUUACUUGCUUGGAUUGGACAACACAUCUCCAACGUUCGCAUCAGCAAUACAAAACUCUGUACCUGCCAUUACAUUUCUAAUGGCAGUAAUACUAAGGAUAGAGCAAGUGAGAUUGAAUAGAAAAGAUGGAUUGGCAAAGGUAGCAGGAACAAUAUUUUGUGUAAUUGGGGCAACAGUGAUAACAUUAUACAAAGGUCCAACAAUAUAUAGUCCUACAAAUGAUAACAUGAAAACAACAAUGAUGGUUGAUUUUGGAACAAUGUCCCUUGGUGAUGCAAAGGGAAAGAAUUGGACACUUGGAUGUGUCUAUUUAAUAGGACAUUGUUUGUCAUGGUCUGGUUGGCUUGUUUUUCAAGCACCUGUACUUAAGAAGUACCCUGCAAGACUUUCUGUUACUUCUUAUACAUGUUUCUUUGGUCUCUUGCAAUUUCUUUUUAUUGCUUUGCUUGCUGAAAGAAAUUCUCAAGCUUGGAUUUUUCACUCUGGUGGUGAAGCUUUCACUAUUUUAUAUGCGGGAGUGGUAGCAUCUGGAAUUGCAUUUGCAGUACAAAUAUGGUGUAUUGAUAGAGGAGGUCCUGUUUUUGUUGCUGUGUAUCAACCUGUUCAGACUUUUGUUGUUGCUAUUAUGGCUUCUAUUGCUUUAGGAGAACAAUUCUAUUUGGGAGGGAUAAUUGGGGCAGUGUUGAUUGUAACUGGACUAUACCUUGUGUUGUGGGGUAAAAGUGAAGAGAAGAAAUUUGCAUUAAUUGGAUCAUCCACUACAGAACAUAGCAUCAUUAGGCCCACAAGCCACACUAAAGCAUCACUUGCUCAGCCACUUCUCAAUUCUUCACAAGAAAAUGUCUAAUCUACAAAUUCAUUAAGAUUAUGAAGAAUUAGUGAUACCAUACAUUACUAUUACUACUACCUUAUGUUGGGAAAAGCUUGUGUGUGAUGUGAUCUAAUGGUUUUUUUUUUCCUUUAUUUUAUUUUAUUUUAUUUUUUUUAAUUUAAAUGCUUUCCUAGUAGAUUAUUUAGAAUGUGAGAUUUUAUGGGAACAUUGUAAUCUUGGAUGUCACUUAAUGUGGGGCCUAGAGCCUAAUGAAAAAUCCCAUAUGCUUUUCUUUUAAUUUUUUUAAUGGUUUGAUUACGGAAAGAAAUUACUAUUUGAGAUUAUUAUAUAGUCAUGAUUAUUAUGUCA
This is a messenger RNA of Cicer arietinum (chickpea), 1576 nucleotides long. RefSeq names its product protein WALLS ARE THIN 1-like. The record is from RefSeq and is a predicted model, not a curated record. Gene Ontology annotation, cellular component: membrane. Gene Ontology annotation, molecular function: transmembrane transporter activity. NCBI's taxonomy places the organism in Eukaryota, Viridiplantae, Streptophyta, Magnoliopsida, Fabales, Fabaceae.